This is a messenger RNA of Fusarium vanettenii 77-13-4, 1494 nucleotides long. RefSeq lists its product as uncharacterized. NCBI's taxonomy places the organism in Eukaryota, Fungi, Ascomycota, Sordariomycetes, Hypocreales, Nectriaceae. Gene Ontology annotation, molecular function: oxidoreductase activity, acting on CH-OH group of donors. The transcript has 6 exons. The record is from RefSeq and is a predicted model, not a curated record. The annotation marks the transcript as partial.
AUCGUUGGGUCGGGCCCAAUUGGUGCUGUUUUCGCUCGUACACUUGUCGACAAUGGAAAAAAGGUCCUGAUGAUUGAUGUCGGAGAGCAGGAGACGAGGCGCGUGGGUGACCACAAGAAGAACAGCAUGGCUGUCCAGAAGGACAUCAGUCUGUUUACCAAGUGUGUUCACAAAAGCCAAACCCUGAACAAUGGCCAGAACCCGGAACAGAUUCCCUCUGAGAACCUACCAGCAGCGGCUGCAACUCGUGUCGUCGGUGGCAUGGGCUCUCACUGGACCUGUUGUACUCCACGCCAACAUCCCAUGGAGAGAUCCACUCUGUUCGACGACAACAAGUGGAAGAGCCUGUACGACAGGGCAGAGAAGUUAUUUGACACAAACGAAAAGACCUUUGAGAAGUCCAUUCGUCAGCAACUUGUCAAGAGGACUCUCGAGCAGGCUUUCCCGGACCGUGGGAUGAAGAGCAUGCCUCUGGCUUGUAAAAGGAACCAACAGAACAAGCAUUACGUCGAGUGGUCUGCGACUGCCACAAUCCUGGGAGAUCUCUCAGAGCCCAAGAAGCCGAACGACCUGUUCGAGAUCAAGCCCAACACUCAGUGCCUUGCUCUUGCUAUUGGGCCAGAUAACCAAGUUGAGAUGGCCAAGGUGAAGGACAUUCUGAAAGAUGAAAUCUACUACAUCAAGGCCAAGAAGUACGUCAUCUGUGCUGGUGCCGUGCUCACACCUGGCAUUCUUUGUAACCCCCCUGAGAAAGGAGGCCUUGCACUGGGUCGCUCGCUACCAGCCCUGGGUCGUUACAUGACUGAGCAGCCCAUGGCAUUCUGUCAAAUUGUUCUCGACAGAAACCUUGUGGACACUGUCAAGGAUGAUCCCUAUAACCUUGGUUGGGACGGAUACGUCCAGCUUCACGAGAAAAAGCACCCCAAGGACCCACUUCCCUUCCCAUUCAGCGACCCUGAUCCCCAGUGCUAUUUCCCGUUCUCCGAGAAGUACCCCUGGCACACGCAGAUUCAUCGUGACGCCUUUGGCUAUGGGCAAGUCCCUCCUACUGUCGACCAGCGUCUCAUUGUCGACUUGCGCUGGUUCACAUACGUGGAGCCAAACGAGGACAACUAUGUCAAGUUCUCCGAGACUUACCAAGACCAGUUCAAGAUGCCACAGCCCAUCUUCAAGUUCUCCAUGAGUGGCGCUGCCCGUGACCGCACCAAGGCGAUGAUUGACGAUAUGGUUGAUGUUGCAAGGAAGCUCGGAGGCUUCCUCCCUGGAGCCGAGCCAAAGUAUCUCGCUCCAGGCUCCGCCCUCCACAUUUGCGGCACCUACCGUGCUGGUGAGGAUAAGAAGGACAGCGUAGUUGACAAGUUCGGAAAGGUCUGGGGCCAGGAAAAGCUUGUCCUUGGCGGCUGUGGCGUUAUUCCCACCGGGAAUGCCUGUAACCCAACCCUCACGGCUGCUUGUUUUGCUCUUGUCGCUGCGGACAAGAUCGUGGAAGAGCUU